AAAAAUAAAAUAGAAAAUAUAUCAAACACCGCAUUGUCCGUCUUUCGUAUCUCAUCACCAUUUCUGUUUUUCUCAACAAAAACAAAAAAAAGGGAAAAAUGAAAGGUGUUUUUAUGGUCUGGGACAGGUCAUGUGGCUUACAGCUUGACGCACGAGUCACGACGGCGUUCCCUGCAAAGAAUUAUCCGCCGGUACUUUCUCUACCAAAGAAAUUCAGCAAAACUCCUUUCCAUCUUAACACAGCUCUUCUCACAAACUAAAGAAAUCGCAGUAACAUUAGAUUAAACAGAUGUCAAAACUCUCUCUCCAUCUUUGCCUUUCUCUGUUUUUAUGGCAAUCAUAUUUUAAUAUGGGGUUUCCUCACUUUACUCCUCCAACUUUGAUUCUUUACAUAACCAAAUCUUAACAACUCUACAACUACUACUACCCAUUUCUUCACUUAAUUUCCCUUUCUCCAAACACUCUUAAGCACCACACUCACACCCAAGAAGGGAAGAAGAGAUGGAGAAGCAGAGAAGUUUUUCCAUCAAGCCCAUCAGAUUCUUGGUCUUCGCAUUCACUCUCUCCUUCUCUGUAAUCUUUCUCAUUUUCUUCUCCACUUGGGUUGUUAAAACCCCCCCUUCACUCCACCUCCCAACCCACAAUCUCGGUUUCAACACUACUUCUCUUUCUGUACAGACCCUGAGAGAGUUCAACACCACUUCUCCCGAAUAUCUACUGAAAACUUCAAUCUUGUUAAGAUCCCAUUUUGAAAGAGAUGAAAACUCUUCUCAUAUCGCUGAUGUUUCAAGUCUUGAGGAUGUUCAGAAAAGGGAAAGCGAAAUUACAGUGGUGAAAGAUGCAGAAAGCAGAGUCAGUUUGGUGACUGGUAAUUCUAGUUUGAAUCCUCUUGGUAGUAAUCUUUCUGUAGAUGGUGUUAAUUCUUCAUAUAGUACUAAUUCCACUGUGGAUGAUACUGGAGAAUUGGGUCAUGUAAUAUACACUGUUGGUAGUAACUCUUCUGGUGAAGAAUUUCAAGAACUGAAUGAUGUAAUAGACAGAGGUAAUGUAGUGUUUGAUAAUUCCACUUCCGGGAAACAGGAUAUAGUGUCUGAUAGCCCAUUCGAGAGACAACAUAUUGAACUCAGAAAUGAUGUUGCGGAGAAGGAUAAGUUGGAUUGUGACAUCACAAGAGGGAGGUGGGUGAUUGAUGGAAGCUAUCCCUUGUACACAAAUGUUACAUGUCCCUUUAUAGACGAAGGAUUUAAUUGUGAGGGUAAUGGAAGGUUGGACAAAGAUUACAUGAAAUGGAGGUGGCAGCCUCAUGAUUGUGACAUUCCUAGGUUCAAUGCAACUAAAAUGCUGGAGUUAAUCAGAGGAAAGAGGUUAGUUUUUGUUGGUGAUUCGAUCAAUAGAAAUCAAUGGGAAUCCAUGCUUUGUUUGUUGAUGGGAGCAGUCAAAGAUCCAACGAAGGUAUACGAGACCCGUGGGAGGAAAAUAACUAAAGAGAGGGGAAACUAUUGUUUCAAGUUUGAGGAUUAUAAAUGUACAGUUGAGUAUUAUCUUUCACAUUUUCUAGUUCAUGAGAGUAAGGCAAGAAUAGGCAAGAAGCGAGGUCAGACGUUGCGUAUUGACACUAUAGAUAAAGGGUCGUCAAGAUGGAGAGGGGCUGAUAUUCUGGUAUUCAACACUGCACAUUGGUGGAACCAUCACAAAACAAAGGCCGGGAUUAACUACUACCAGGAAGGCGACCUAGUCCAUCCUCGACUUGAUGUUGCAGAGGCCUUCCGACGAGCUUUGUUGACAUGGGCAUCGUGGGUGGAUAAGUACAUAAAUCCACGCAAAACUCUGAUUUUCUUUAGAAGUUCUGCCCCUUCGCAUUUCAGUGGGGGUCAAUGGAACACUGGUGGCCAUUGUAGAGAAGCUUUUCAACCCAUUAACGAGAGUUUUACGUCUAAUUACCCAGAAAGGAAUUUGAUUGUGGACGAAAUAAUACGACAGAUGAAGAAUCCCGUUACUUUACUGAACAUAACACGUUUAUCCGAUUAUAGGCCAGAUGCUCAUCCGUCCAUAUACGGGCGACAAUCUGUGAAUCCAGGUGUUGAAGAUUGCAGCCAUUGGUGCCUUCCUGGUGUCCCAGAUACCUGGAAUGAAUUGCUGUACUAUUAUUUGCGGUUGAGAACAAAGGGCAAUUUUGUAGACUAGAAAUUACUUUUCUUAUGUUCCUAUUCUUUGAUUCUGGUUUUGGCUGUUGCAAGAAAAGCCAGUCUAUUUGCACACAGAAAUUCCUAACUUUGAGUUGCUUCACUCUACCGACAGUCUCUCAUUCUUUCUGUC
Sesamum indicum (sesame) is the source of this 2316-nucleotide messenger RNA. RefSeq names its product TRICHOME BIREFRINGENCE-LIKE 6 (gene TBL6). Gene Ontology annotation, cellular component: Golgi apparatus. Gene Ontology annotation, molecular function: O-acetyltransferase activity. NCBI's taxonomy places the organism in Eukaryota, Viridiplantae, Streptophyta, Magnoliopsida, Lamiales, Pedaliaceae. The record is from RefSeq and is a predicted model, not a curated record.